Glycine soja is the source of this 543-nucleotide messenger RNA. RefSeq lists its product as uncharacterized. The record is from RefSeq and is a predicted model, not a curated record. Lineage: Eukaryota; Viridiplantae; Streptophyta; Magnoliopsida; Fabales; Fabaceae. The coding region runs from base 1 to 543 and encodes 180 amino acids. The transcript is spliced from 2 exons.
AUGGAUUCGAAACUUGUAGGCAAAAAUAUUCUUGUGAUGGUUGAAGAAAAUGAGCAACUAACCAUUCCUACAUUCAUCGCAUUCAUAAGACAAGAGUUUGGAUACACCAUCACAUAUCGUAAAGCAUUGCUGGAAAAACAAUGGGCCCUCAAGCAGGUAUAUGGUAAUUGGGAAGAGUCAUACAACAUAAUUCCUAAAUUCCUACAAGCUUUGCAACUUUUCGUCCCUGGCACAAUUGUCAGGAUUCAAACUAUUCCUGCAUUGGACAAGUCCAACCAACCAAUCCCAAACAAGGUCAUAUUCCAUCGACUUUUUUGGUCAUUUAAGGCAUGCAUUGAUGUGUUUGCAUUUUGUAAACCCAUUGUGCAAAUCGAUAGAACAUGGCUAUACGGAAGAUACAAAGGGAUGUUGUUAAUUGCAGUUGAACAAGAUGGCACUAACAACAUAUUUCAAUUGGCAUUUGCCAUUGUCGAGGGUCAGACAGCAGAUGGGCACAAGUCAAUCAAAAGUGCAUACAGACGACCUGAUAGUGGAUGGAAGUAG